Physella acuta is the source of this 1193-nucleotide messenger RNA. RefSeq lists its product as uncharacterized. The record is from RefSeq and is a predicted model, not a curated record. NCBI's taxonomy places the organism in Eukaryota, Metazoa, Mollusca, Gastropoda, Physidae.
UAGAUCUAGAAUCUAGUCUAGGCCCUAAUAAAAUAUUAAUAUUAAAGAUUUAAAUUAAAUCCUGGAUCUUAAAUUAUAAAGCAGAAUGGUAGAUCAUGCAAGUACUUCUUUUGAUGUAGCAGAAACUACAAAUGUGGAAACAGAAUACUUGGGAGGGCAUGUACAUGAUAUUAAUGAUUUGAAGAAUUUAGUCAACACGUACAAUAAUAUUCAUCAGGCUGUUGAAAUUAAACAAGGGCAUGUAGUUUAUCUUUGGAUUGAAAAUGCUAGAAAAGUUUGCCCAACUGUGAAACUAUUGGAAGGAAUUCUUAAAGAUAGGCAGGCCAUGAGUUGCAGUGAUACUACUGUUCAUGUAUAUGUGAGACGUUCUUGUAACAUUUACAGACAGUUUAGAGCAUCAAAGAAUUGGCCUCAAAUUGUUCAGUUUUUGGAAAGACCUUUCAGCUUGCCACAUCCUAAACCUAGACUUAAAGCAAAAGAUGUCUACGUUCAAGAAGUUGAAGAGAUGCAGUAUGUGCCAGGCUUUGCAGUUGAGAAAGAAACUAUAAGUUUAAAAAAGGACUGUCCAAAAUGUGCUCUAAAAAGAAAAUCUACACAAGAUUUGGUCAAAGCCAACAAAAAGUUGAAAAUACAAAACAGACAAUUGAAAACUGAACAGAAAACCAACAAAAUCUUUGCCAUUACAAGGCUGAAUAAGAAAAUAGAAAGAUUAACAACUGAACUAGAAAAACAAAAAGAAUUUUCUACCAGAUUAAUUGGAAUACAAAAGACUGCUUUAGCAAAAACUUUUGUAUCACAAUCCUCAGAGUCAAAGUUAUUUAAAUCAACAGCUGUAGAUGUGAAACAUAGAAAAAUUAAAAUUUUGAAGCAGGCAGAAAAAAGAUAUAUACAAACAAUACAAAGUUUGAAACAAGAACUUACAGAAAAAGACAGCACCAUUACACAAUUAAAAUCUUCAAUACACAAUCUGACUGCAAUGUUGUCAAAGGAGCUGAAGUCAAGUUAUCAUGGGAUAAGUUCUGAAACAAGAACAUGAAUUUGAAAAUUGUGCUAUUUCCUAAUCUUCAUGAAAUGUUUGAGAAAUCAGUAAACAGAACUGAAAAUGAGUUAUCAGGGUAGAUCUUGUGCUGCAGAAACAACAAAUGACAUUUGAUAUGCCGUGAAUAUGAUACCUCCAAAUUUUACUCCCAUAA